Polyodon spathula (Mississippi paddlefish) is the source of this 2081-nucleotide messenger RNA. Its product is annotated as zinc finger protein 385D-like. Gene Ontology annotation, molecular function: nucleic acid binding; zinc ion binding. The transcript has 10 exons. Gene Ontology annotation, cellular component: nucleus. Bases 280 to 1581 code for a protein of 433 amino acids. NCBI's taxonomy places the organism in Eukaryota, Metazoa, Chordata, Actinopteri, Acipenseriformes, Polyodontidae. The record is from RefSeq and is a predicted model, not a curated record.
UGCCAGGGUACAUGAUAAUCAGGCAAGGAUUGUGUUGAGGAUAAGACAGUGUAUAAUCAACCUGGCUGCAGAGCUGUAAUGAUCACACUGAAUGCUGGAUGGAUUGGGAAAGAGAAUGUAGAAUGAAAGUUUCCAAUUCUGCAUGUCAGCACAUGUUGGAGCUAAAGUGGAAACUCAAAACAGUGGAAUUGUGUCUGUUUGAUUAAUGGGGAACAGUAUGUAUUUCGUGCACACACACACUGAGCAGAACAGACAGGAGGAUUACAAAUAAAAACAGCAAUGUCUCGGAUUUCAAUCAUUUUUCAAGGCAGUUCUUGUCAGAAUGCAGUCUUACCUGCCCUGGUGCAACCACCUUUUCCUCCUGUGCAGCCAACCCUAAAACCUUUUCUUCCAUUCCCAUUGGAUACUGCGGUCAACCUCUUCCCCAACUUUAAUGCGAGCUUGGUUGGAAUUUCUUCCAGGACAGAUCAGUUUCAACCCUUCAGCAGCUGGAAGGCUGGGAUUUCGGGCAGUCAGUUAUGUGUGACUAUGGACCCAGUUCAGAAGGCAGUACUAAAUCACACAUUUGGAGUCCCUCUUCCUCUAAAAAGAAAACACAUCAUUCCAUGCAACAUCUGUCAGUUAAGAUUUAAUUCAGAGAGCCAGGCAUCGGCCCACUACAAAGGCACUAAACAUGCCAAGAAGCUCAAAGCACAUGAAGCCCCGAAAAAAAAGCAGAAAGCCGCUGCUACCAAGGACAGCGCAAAGACUACCGUCACCAUCAUCACUACCAAUACCAUCAAUACCAGCACUGACAGAACAGACAGCACAACGGGAAUACCAUUAUUACCAUUAUCAACAGCAACUGCAGCAGAACCAGCAGCAGCACUGACAAAUUGUAGUGUGCAGACAAGUACAGAGACAACCUUGGGGGCCAACAAGAAAGAGGUGGCAUCAACUGGCAGCAACUCCUGCCUUCCAAUGGAGACAGAGGAGGAAAAAGCCAAAAGACUGCUCUAUUGCUCUCUGUGUAAGGUAGCUGUCAACUCUUCCUCACAGCUGGAAGCACACAAUAGCGGUACAAAGCAUAUAACUAUGUUAGAAGCCAGAAGUGGCAGUGGAACAAUUAAAGCUUUCCCAAGGCCUGCCAUAAAAGGCAAAGUUGCUUCCACGACUAAGGCAAUUACUGGUCUACAGAAUAAAACAUUUCACUGUGAAGUCUGUAAUGUUCACGUCAACUCAGAAACACAGCUGAAACAGCACAUAAGCAGUAGACGACAUAAAGACCGUGCUGCUGGAAAACCACCAAAACCCAAAUACAGCCCAUAUAACAAAGCCCAAAGAGGAAAAACUGCACCUGCGGUAAAACUCACAUUAAGAAAAGAACCUGAAAAGACACUGACCCCCAGAAUUUUAUCGAAUCGCAUUGCAACCGCAGCGAUGACAGCAGCAGCAGCAGCAGGUGUUGGUUCCCCCUUCGCAUUGCGCUCAACCCCAGCAGGUGCUCUCUUCCAAGCUCAAGCCCUUUCUCCAGCAUUAUUACGACCUGCACCAGGACCCAUACGAACACCUCACACACCUGUGCUGUUUGCUCCAUACUGAUCGGAGUCUGGACCAGUAGACUGUUAUAGUAUAAAGUACUGCAAUAACUUAAAGAGAAAACAGGGAACUAUGCAGUGAUAUUUCCAUAGGAGAGACUGGACUACUUUUGUAAAGAAUUUUAAGACACUGAGUGACUGUAGUAAUGAUUCUCAUAAAGCAUUCCUAAUUAAAAUUGUAGAGAAACUCUCCCUAGUGCAUAGUUUUAGUAAGGUUAGAAUACAUUUGUGAAUGUGCUGUUUGCACAACCCCCACCCACCCCAUUACAAGUAGUCCAUGCUUUAGACGCAGCCGUAUAUGUGUCCCAUGACAUUAGCAAUGCAUUCUAUGUAUGUAAAACACUGUGACGAUUACCCUCAUUCUCCCUAAUGCUAAGUAAACCGUGCUUGACAACAAUGAGGAGAACAACAUCAACAAUGUUAAGCAUUAGUGUGGUGCUUGUCUGUGCCAUUAGUUUAUGUGUUAAAAAUGCAAACUUUGAAAUAAAAAAUACUUACUUUGUU